Molecule: messenger RNA, 2154 nt
Organism: Paramormyrops kingsleyae
Lineage: Eukaryota; Metazoa; Chordata; Actinopteri; Osteoglossiformes; Mormyridae
Source: RefSeq, a predicted model, not a curated record
CUUGCAAGGCGAGGGUGUGACUAAAGGAUAACGGAGCUUGCGGAGUAGAGACGGGGACACCGAGGAGCCAGAGAAAAUAAUGAAAAUAAUAUUUAACUGCUUCCUUUCGGAGUGAUUCUGGAAGAGGGGGCACAACUGGGGCUGGGAUUUUGUGGACAAAAACACAAGAAAUAGUUCACUUUUCAUCUUUGUAUUUUGUCUUGGUCCUCUCUGCCCAGGGGCGGUGAGGGUCCACCGAGGAUACACAUAUAUAGUGUAGAGGCUGAUCUCACUCCCAAGGACAAUAUGCACGGCUAUCGUGGCCCUACAACGGUUAAAGUUGUUCCCCGAUAUAUGGUCCAGGUGUGGCCUUUGGUGUGGACAGUGUGGGGACUGAGUCUGGGGGUUACUGUGACUUGGGGCUCGUCGGUUAGUCCAGUCGUCCUGCGAUCCAUCACUAUGUCAGCUGCUGAGGAGUGGACAAACAUCACGGAGACCGCGAUCGCAAACUACACAGGCCUGGGCUGCGUCUCGCUGCUGCCUCCCCGCCGGGGCUCCUUCUACGUGGAGACGGGCACAGGGUUGUCUCUGGGAUCCGUGCUGGCUUUCUGGUGCCGAGAAGGCUUCCAGCUGGUAGGCAGCGAGAAGGUCACCUGUGUUCUUCGGGACGGCGUGCCCCAGUGGAGCAACUAUCUCCCAGUCUGUGAAGCCCUCCCCAAGCCCGAGGAUAGGGGCCUGCAGGUGGCCGUCUUGGUGUCCGUGGUCAGCGGCAUCAUCAUCCUCUCCAUGUCUGCCUCCUUCAUCAUCUGUUGCGUGCAGGAGCACCUGGGCAGGAAGAGGGAGCGACGACGAGAUGGCAGGUCCAGAAAACGGAAGGUGAGGAAGCGGCCAUCGUCACAGAGGAGUGACUGCUGGUUGGAGCGGGAGGAGGGUGAUUGGGAUGCAUUCCCCCCUCCCAAGAUCUUUCACCUAUCCUACCAGCCCCCGUCCAGCAACCCCCUGUACCUGGGGGGGCAAAGUGGCUUUGAGAACCACGGCUAUCAGAGGAGCCAGGAGAGCCUGCUAAAGCCCCCUGUCCCAGGCCUGCACCCCACAGACUGCCAAAUGUACCCCCCCGUGGUGCUGCAGAGGGUGUCCACUCCAGUUGCCCCUGUCUACCUUCCCUCACAGAACACAGAAGCCGUCCCUUCAAUGCAGGUCAACCCUGCCUACUGUGACAGUACCCAUGCAGGACCAAGGCCAUAGCAGCCAGCCUCUAAACCUAUCUCCACAAUUUCUCUCUCUACUGCUUUCUCUGUAUCUCUCUCUUCAUCUGCCCCUAAUUCCAUCCACAUAAGCUAUUACUGCAGGGCAUGUAAAACACACAUUAUGCUGGAAAAUGCACUGAAUUUGAGACAAGAUAGCAAUACCCCCCCCCCCCCCCCCGAACCUUUUUAAUAUGCACUUAGAACCAAUUUCAGAGAAUAGCUACCAUAUUUUGUAUUGUUUGUCCAUUUGCUUUUGAGCCACCAGUAUCCCCAAACCUUUAUAUUGCCUUGUGGUGGCAGGAAGUGACAUCACAUCACAGUAGCAUGUGAUUGGCUGGUUGCAAUAUUGAGCUACUGCACAGGAUACUUUCUGUUGCUCAGCGCUGGGACAUUGCGUGAGGUCUGGGCAACCACAUCUAUGCAUCACGGUGUCAGAAUGCCUUGGGCUUCUCAAGGAUUGGACACCAUCACAGAUAAAGAUGUGAAUUUCAAACAAUCAUAUCAGAAACAGUAUAUGUGAGGUCCAGACUUCCAGGGUCUUUUAGAAUGUAAAUAGGAAUUUGCUUUACGAAGGCCAGGGAAUUGAUUGCUCAACUGAAUAUUUUUUUAUUGCUGUUUUCAAGCAUCAGCGCUCGUUUGGUGUUGUGUUACGGCUGCUAAUGAUCUGGAUUUAUAACCUUUGCACUUUAUGAGGUACCAACACAGAUAGGCAGCCAUGCUACCAUUCAAACAUGAGAUGGACAUUGUGAGAUCAGAAAUGGACCAAUAGAAAUAAGCUCUCCCAUUGUUACCUUUGCACUUGAUAUGUGUUUAAAAGUAGAAAUGUACAUAAUUUUAACAUGCAAAUAAAUACUUUUUCAAGGUUACUCUCAGUUUAUUGCUGAUGUUGAUUUGAUAGUCAGAUUCAAAGCACAGUCAGGUGAGCACA